CUACCCUCAAGUGAUCAUGAAUGGAGAUCUAUCGCAGAAGAAUACAAUAAACGAUGGAAUUUUCCUCACUGUGUCGGCGCCAUCGACGGCAAACACGUCGUAAUCCAGAAACCAGAAAACACAAUAAGCGAGUUUCAUAACUAUAAAGGAACAGACAGUAUUGUUCUAUUGGGAAUAGCGGAUGCUAACUACUGUUUUACGUAUGUCAACGUUGGAUGCCAAGGCCGUAUCUCAGAUGGAGGAGUAUUUAAAAAUACUUCGUUCUCUAAGAAACUCGAAAAAAAUGAACUUGGUUUACCGGAAUGUGAAGCACUGCCUGGUCGUAUGAUGAAACUUCCUUAUGUCUUAGUUGCCGAUGAUGCGUUCGCCUUAUCUGAAAAUAUUAUGAAACCAUACGCCACAGAUUUGAACAAAGGAUCCCCAAAAAGAGUAUUCAACUACAGGUUGUCCAGAGCGCGUCGUAUUAUAGAAAAUACUUUUGGGCUGCUUUCAGCCGUGUUUAGAAUAUUCCGCAAACCCAUAGAAAUAAAAGUUGAAGAAACAAUAGUUAACAUUGUUUUGGCUUGUGUUUACCUUCACAAUUUUUUAAGAAUGCAGCCCGAUUCCGCAAAGUUUUAUUCAACAUCAGGGUGUUUUGAUAACGAAGAUUCUAGCACAGGAGAAAUUAUUCCAGGAUCAUGGAGAGAAAUAACCUCUGGUGACACUGGUUUAAGACAACUUAGAUCAAUUCCACGAAAACCAGCGUCCAACGCAACAAAUAUCAGAGAAGAAUUUAAAUCAUACUUCAUGUCUGAAAUAGGAUCAUUACCAUUUCAGGACAAAUACUUGUAAAAUAUUUUAA
This is a messenger RNA of Myzus persicae (green peach aphid), 841 nucleotides long. RefSeq lists its product as uncharacterized. The annotation marks the transcript as partial. NCBI's taxonomy places the organism in Eukaryota, Metazoa, Arthropoda, Insecta, Hemiptera, Aphididae. The transcript has a single exon. The record is from RefSeq and is a predicted model, not a curated record.